CCCCUCCCGAGCUCUCAUCAAUGUCACCACUGAGGUGAUUACUGAUGCCAUCUUCACCAUACCUAUCCCGCAGUUUCUAAACACGCAGUUUGAGGCCGGUUCGAGCCUAUUUGUAAUCCAAUCCAAGUAUCUGGGCUCGAGUUAAGCCGAGUCCACCAAUCCACCUCCAAGUCAGCCAGGUAUAUAAGCAUCAAUGUAGAACAGCGACCGUAAAUGCGAAGCCGAACAAUAUCGUACAUCGUAUCUUGCAAACGUACCCUUUCAUUUAUCUCAUCUAGUCAACAACCUUUAUACCUCUGCACCGGUCAUAGUCUCAUACAUCCAUUUGAACAUGUCCAAGCUCAUCGCCAUCGUCGCCGGUGUCGGCCCAGGCACUGGAGCUGCCGUCGCACGGAGGUUUGCAACCGCGUAUCCAGUGGUUCUGCUCUCCAGGAACGCCUCCAGCUUCAACUUCCUCGUGGAUGAGAUCAAUGGCAACGGAGGCAAGGCGAUUGGGAUACCGACGGAUGUGUCAGACGCUGCAAGUGUCAAAAACGCUAUCGACUCCAUCCAUAAGGAGUUCGGCGCGGAUGUUGCCGCUGCUGCGGCUGUCUUCAACGCAGCCGGUGGAUUUAUUCGCAAACCAUUCUUGGAGUUGACUGAAGAGGAGUUCUCGAGGGGGAUCACAGUCUCUGGCAAGGGCUCCUUUGUGUUCUCCCAAGCGACGUUGCCAUUGCUACUGAAGGGCGUGGACGCCGGCUCAAAGUACCCACCAACCCUGAUCUUCACCGGGGCGACCGCCUCACUCAGGGGCUCCGCCCAGCUAUCCGCCUUCGCGACGGGAGAAUUCGCGAAACGCGCCCUGGCGCAAUCUCUCGGAAGAGAGUUUGGACCGAAGGGUGUGCAUGUCGCGAAUGCGAUCAUCGACGGGGUGAUCGAUAUUGAGAAAACCAAGGAGUGGUUGAAAGACGCUGGUCCGGAUGCAAAGAUCAAAGCCGACGCGAUUGCCGAGGCGUACUGGAGCCUUCACACGCAGCAUCGCUCGGCCCUGACGCAUGAGAUCGAUAUUCGUCCAUUCGUCGAGAAAUGGUAGAGAGUGGAUGGAAACGGCGCAUUCUAACAGGACUGUAGCUGGAAAUAAUGAACUUUGUAACGAAAGAAAUUCAAAUGGGUAUCUAUGUCAGAGCUUGGUGUCCUUCGUUAUAUCUAAAACAUGAAAGUC
This is a messenger RNA of Eremomyces bilateralis CBS 781.70, 1201 nucleotides long. RefSeq names its product NAD(P)-binding protein. Bases 332 to 1072 code for a protein of 246 amino acids. The record is from RefSeq and is a predicted model, not a curated record. Lineage: Eukaryota; Fungi; Ascomycota; Dothideomycetes; Eremomycetales; Eremomycetaceae. The transcript has 4 exons.